Thalassophryne amazonica is the source of this 3064-nucleotide messenger RNA. RefSeq names its product major vault protein (gene mvp). The record is from RefSeq and is a predicted model, not a curated record. The transcript is spliced from 17 exons. The coding region runs from base 104 to 2728 and encodes 874 amino acids. Gene Ontology annotation, cellular component: nucleus; cytoplasm. Lineage: Eukaryota; Metazoa; Chordata; Actinopteri; Batrachoidiformes; Batrachoididae.
UCGUCCGGGUUUGCAAAAAAAAAAAAAAAAAAACCCAUAGAAAAUCAGAAGAGUCUUCAAGUACGGACUCGGAAGCUGCCUGAAACCGAGCGAUUGAGACACGAUGUCAACGAAAGGAGGAAACCGCGUGCCGGAGCAAGAGGUGCCAGUCGAGGCUUCAAUCAUCCGAAUCCCACCACAUCACUACAUCCAUGUGCUGGAUCAAAACACCAACAUUGCUCGCGUGGAGACUGGACCGCUAACCUACAUCCGGCAGGACAAUGAAAGAGUCCUCUUUGCGCCUGUGCGUAUGAUCAUGGUACCUCCACGACACUACUGCGUGAUCAUCAACCCUGUUGCCCGUGAUGACGACGAUCAGGUCCUGUUUGAUCAGUGCGGUCAGGCUAAGCUUCGCCACGCCGACCUAGAGAUUCGCUUGACCCAGGACCCCUUCCCCCUGUACCCAGGAGAGGAGAUGCAGCAGGACGUGACGCCCCUGCAGAUCGUGUAUCCGGACACGGCGCUGCGUCUCCAGGCUCUGCUGGACUUUGAGGAGGAAGGAGAGAAGAGGGUUGCUGGAGAUGAGUGGCUGUUUGAAGGACCUGGGACCUACAUACCCAGGAAGGAGGUGGUAGUGCUGGAGACCAUCAAGGCGACUGUGAUCACAGAGAACCAGGCCAUAAGGCUGAGGGCACGUAAAGAAGGCGUGGGCCGUGAUGUCGUUCGCCGGGUCACCGGUGAGGAGUGGCUGGUCAAGAAGGUGGGGGCGUACCUUCCAGCCGCGCAUGAGGAAGUCCUUGACAUCGUCAAUGCUUUCAUCCUGACUGAUAAGAAAGCGCUGCAUGUUCGCGCUCUGCGACCCUUCAAGGAUGCCGGUGGGCGGAAUCGGCGUACGGGGGAGGAGUGGCUUGUCACCAUAGCCGACAGGGAGGCCCACAUCCCAUCUGUGGCCGAGGAGGUGGUUGACGUGGUGAACGUGACGACGCUGAGCAGCAGGCAGUACUGUGUGAUCCUGGACCCGGUCGGACCUGAUGGAAAACCGCAGCUGGGCCAGAAGCGGGUGGUGAAGGGUGAGCGUUCAUUCUUCCUGCAGCCAGGCGAGUGUCUGGAGCAUGGCAUCCAGGACGUGUACGUGCUGUCUGAGGAUGAGGGUUUGGUCCUGAGAGCUGUGGAGACCUUCGUCGACACAGAGAAGCAAGAGGAAGAAGAGGAAGAGGAACAGACGGCGGGCAGGGCAAAGCGCUCUCGAACGGGCGGCAUUGUCCGUCGCCCGGGAGACCGCUGGAUGUUGCGCGGUCCCAUCGAGUACGUCCCUCCUGCUACUGUGGAGGUGCUGCUGAAACGGCAGGCAAUCCCGCUGGAUGAGAACGAGGGCAUUUAUGUCCGGGACAUCAAAACGGGAAAGGUCCGGGCGGUAAUGGGUCACACGUACAUGCUGACCCAGGAUGAGGAACUGUGGCAGAAAGAACUUCCCAGUAAUGUGGAAGCCCUGCUGAUGGCUGCUCGAGACCCUCUGGCUGAUCGCUCAGACCGGACCGGUCCCAGUGAGAACAAGCAGAGGGACAAAACCAGAGUGGUCUCCUACCGGGUUCCCCACAACGCUGCUGCCCAGGUUUACGAUUACAGAGAGAAGAAAGCCAGGGUGGUGUUUGGGCCGGACAUGGUGAUGCUGGGUCCAGACGAGCAGUUCACCGUGCUCUCACUAUCCGGGGACAAACCCAAGAGGGCCAACGUCAUCAAGGCCAUCUGCCUCCUGCUGGGGCCUGACUUCUUCACAGACAUGAUUACCAUAGAGACAGCCGACCACGCCCGGCUCCAGCUUCAGCUUUCCUACAACUGGCACUUUGAUAUCAAAGUUCCGGCGAGUCCCGCCGACGCCGCUGCUGUGUUUUCAGUGCCGGACUUCGUCGGCGAUGCUUGCAAAGCCAUCGCUUCACGAAUCAGAGGCGCCGUCGCCUCUGUGCAGUUUGAUGAUUUUCAUAAGAACUCAAACAGGAUCAUCUGCUCGGCGGUGUUCGGCUUCGAUGAGAAAUUGGCGGUUCGUCCCAGUUUGCGCUUCAGCCAGAACAGCCUGGUGAUCAGCAGCGUGGACAUCCAGUCCGUGGAGCCUGUGGACCAGAGGACCCGGGAUGCCCUGCAGAAGAGCGUCCAGCUGGCCAUCGAAAUCACCACCAACUCCCAGGAGGCUGCUGCACGCCACGAGGCGGAGCGACUGGAGCAGGAGGCUCGGGGAAAGCUGGAGAGGCAGCGGAUCACCGACCAGGCUGAAGCUGAAAGAGCCAGAAAGGAGCUGCUGGAGCUGGAGGCUCUCAGUGCUGCCGUGGAAAGUACCGGAGCCGCCAAAGCUGAAGCGCAGUCGAGGGCAGAGUCUGCGCAUAUUCAAGGCGAGGCCGCGGUCAGUGAGGCCAAACUGAAGGCUGAGGCUCAGAGGAUCGAGGCGGAGGCGGAGCUACAGCGGCUGUCUAAGGCUCGCGAGCAGGAGCUGAACUAUAAGAAGGAGUUGGACCAUCUGGAGUUGGAGAAACAGGAACGUAUGGCCCAGAUUGAGACUCAGCACUUCAAAGAGCUGGUGGAGAGUCUGGGCAGCAGCACGCUGGCUGAGAUGGCCCGAGCCGGACCCGAGCUGAAGGUGAAAUUGCUUCAGGCUCUGGGGUUGAAGUCCACAAUCAUCACUGACGGGGCUUCACCCAUCAACCUCUUCACCACCGCCAAUGGUCUGUUGGGGGCGCUGCAAAGCCUUGACCAGUGAAGACGAGCAGGAACAGCCGUCCAAAAGUAAACCUGAACAGGUUUUUGUACCCUUCCUUCACUGUGAUAGAGUACAGCACUGCUUUCUUGUAGGAAUCAGAAAUCUUUAAUUUGAAACGGUUGGGUUUUCACAAAAGUCUGUGAAGCUGGACAUAUUAACCAGCUGAUCUGUCCCCUAGUUUACAAAACAAAACUAGGCCUGCAACUGAUAUCUGUUCAUCUGUCAAUUAUUGUCAUUUAAAAAAAAAAGUCAAUUUUUUUUCUUCAGAGUUCAAAAGACUUCUCUGUAUGUUUGAGUUUUUGCUUUAAAAAAAUUAAAGGUUUUCAAUUAUCAAUA